AUGAAAGGCCUAAAAAAGGCGGUGCUCUCUCGUACAAGACAAGCUGAUACCCAAAAUCGAAACAAUAACCAUGGAAGCGGGUCGUUCGUCGCACCUGCACCACCAUCGAAAGAUCAUUCAUCGAGAGGCUUCUUCUCAGGUCCCAAUCAUCAAUCUUCAAAUCAAAGCUACACGUCUACUUCUUCUAAUUAUACAUCACAAUCUAGCGCUACUACGCGGGCCCCUGCAAAAGCUUCAGCCACUUCUGGGGCACCGGCGUCGUCCGUUUCGUAUGUUUCUGUGCCACCAGGCAACAUUUCACAAGCAGUCUCAAGCACGCAGCACACAUAUGCGCCUCCGAAGCUGCCAUCGAGAUCUUCUACACACGUACCUUCACCCGUUGUCCCUGGAUCCUCUAGUUUACCUGUGCAAGACAUGUCUAAUUCUAAAGCUGCAGCGCCUGCCGCAGCGCUUCCAGCUUCAGCACAAAAGGUGGGCUACAUGGGCAACUCAGCCCCGACUCUUCAGCCUGUAACACCAACAGUGGCACCAAAAGACACAAUUCCUUCGCCAAGAACAGCGCCGCGUAAGCAGCGGAGCAGCCGCAUCCAGACGGCGGAUCACGUCCAGUUGGAACCAUUACCGUCGUUCUCCGAGGUACUGCCAUCAGAUCGGCCGCAACUGUUCGUCAAAAAGCUGAGGCAAAGCGCGGUGGUGUUUGAUUUUACUGAUGCUAGUGCAGACCUCUCUGGCAAGCAGAUCAAGGCACAAUCGCUGCAAGACAUGCUGGAGUUUGUCACGACGCAGCGCGGUUCCAUCACAGAGCUUGUUUACCCUGAUAUGGUGAACAUGUUUGCAUCAAAUUUGUUCCGCACAAUUCCUCCGUCAUCCAAUUCGCUUAGUGAAGGCUUCGAUCCAGAGGAGGAUGAGCCUGUCCUGGAGCUGGCAUGGCCUCACCUCCAGCUGGUCUAUGAGCUCUUUCUCCGUUUUGUGGAGAGCACAGACCUUAAUACGAGUAUUGCGAAAAAGUACAUUGAUCAGUCAUUCGUGGUACAGCUCCUUGAACUGUUUGACAGCGAAGACCCGCGUGAACGUGACUUUCUCAAGACGACAUUGCAUCGCAUCUAUGGUAAGUUUUUGAAUUUGCGAGCAUUCAUCCGUCGAUCUAUCAACAAUGUCUUUUUCCAGUUUAUUUACGAAACGGAGCGUCACAACGGAAUUGCGGAACUACUCGAAAUCCUCGGUUCUAUUAUCAAUGGUUUCGCACUACCUCUCAAGGAAGAGCACAAGGUAUUUUUAUCGCGUGUAUUACUGCCUUUGCAUAAAGUUAAAUGUUUGGCGAUGUAUCAUCCACAAUUGGCGUACUGUGUUGUGCAGUUUAUCGAAAAGGACAGCACUCUUACAGAGAGGGUUGUACUCGGCCUGCUUAGGUUCUGGCCUAAGACCAAUUCGCAGAAAGAAGUCAUGUUCCUCAACGAGAUCGAAGAAGUAUUAGAUGUGAUUGAGCCAGAAGACUUCGCCAAGAUCCAGGUGCCACUUUUUCAGCAACUAGCACGAUGCAUCGAAAGCCAACAUUUCCAGGUUGCAGAGCGUGCGUUAUACUUCUGGAACAACGAAUACGUCUUGAACCUUAUGGGCGACAAUAUCCAGGUAAUUCUCCCUAUUGUAUUCAACAGUUUGUAUGAAAACUCGAAAAACCAUUGGAACCCAACAAUUCACGCACUUGUAUACAAUGCAUUCAAGCUGUUCAUGGAGAUUAACCCUGCCUUCUUUGACCUCGUAUCCAAUGAGCAUCAACACCAUCUUAUGCUCGCAGAUCAACAUGAAAGAGAGCGUUAUCAAGCAUGGAAACGUAUUCAUGAAGGUGCAUUACAGAACUCUAUUAAGUUCGGCAUUAAAGCGCCAGAUGCUGUGCUAAAGAGCCAACUUGAGUCGCCUGCUGUCACACCUCGCUCCUUGACGAUCCAAGAUAAUGGUACUUUUGCCGACAUGAUUCCGCUUGCGAAUUCGCUUUCAGGGCUAGCUCCACCGGCCCUUAGUUUAGCCUCAACGUCAGGUGUCGUACAGGGCCUGGGACCAUCCAAAAUUUAUGUCUCUUCUGGAAAUCUAUCACCCGAUCAUGAUAUUGCAAGAGACUCAAAUCUCUCUUCGAAUAGCACGAAUGGUGCCUCUACUGGUGAGUAUGAAGAUGCCGAGCAAAGCAUCUUGCGCGAUCUUGCCGAUCACAUAGAUCCUUCGUAUUUGGGCUAA
Molecule: messenger RNA, 2229 nt
Organism: Malassezia restricta
Lineage: Eukaryota; Fungi; Basidiomycota; Malasseziomycetes; Malasseziales; Malasseziaceae
Product: serine/threonine-protein phosphatase 2A regulatory subunit B'
Exons: 4
Coding region: 1-2229 (742 amino acids)
Biological process (GO): signal transduction
Cellular component (GO): protein phosphatase type 2A complex
Molecular function (GO): protein phosphatase regulator activity
Source: RefSeq, a predicted model, not a curated record